Messenger RNA from Angiostrongylus costaricensis, 1458 nucleotides. The record is from the annotation of a GenBank genome assembly. Lineage: Eukaryota; Metazoa; Nematoda; Chromadorea; Rhabditida; Metastrongylidae.
AUGGCCGUCAUUUGUGUUCUGGUCGCACUGGUGCUGUGCGUUUCUGCCGGAGGCGAUGUGCUGGAGUACACUGACGCUAACUUCGACGACCUGAUCAAGUCACAUGAGGUCGCCCUCGUCAAAUUCUACGCUCCCUGGUGUGGCCACUGCAAAAGGAUGGCACCGGAGUUCGACAAAGCUGCAACCAAACUGAAGGAGAACGAUCCUCCGGUCACUCUUAUUAAGGUCGACUGCACCGUAGAGAAGACCACGUGUGACAGAUUUGGUGUGAAGGGAUUUCCGACCUUAAAGAUCUUUCGCAACGGAGUAGAAUCCCAAGCGUAUGAUGGGCCCCGUGAAGCUGAUGGCAUCAUCAAGUAUAUGCGUGGACAAGCUGGUCCUUCUUCCAAAGAACUUAAAUCGCUUUCCGAAUUCAAGAAGUUCAUAGGAGGAGACGAAAGUGCCGUUGUUGGCUUCUUUGAGAAUGAGAGCAAGCUGAAAGAUUCAUUCCUGAAAGUCGCUGACACCGAAAGGGAUCGCUUUCAGUUCGCGUACACUUCCGAUAGCUCUAUACUCAAGGAAACAGGAUAUACAGAUGAUAUCGUGGUAUUCACGCCGAAACAACUUCAAAACAAGUUUGAUCCCAAAGAAUUCAAAUAUGAUGGGAAUUAUGAUACGGACAAAAUCAAGAAGUUUCUCGUUCAUGAAACUGUUGGAAUGGCUGGAAUUCGCACCCAAAGCAAUCUGUUCCAGUUUGAGCAAAGACCUCUUGUAAUUGUUUAUUACAAUGUAGACUACCUGAAAGAUCCGAAAGGUUCUAAUUAUUGGCGCAAUCGUGUUUUGAAGGUAGCUCAGGAUUACAAGCGUAAGGUUCAUUUUGCUGUAUCAAACAAGGAGGAAUUCUCAUCUGAAGUUGAUCAGAAUGGACUUGCUAUGCGUAAAGAUUCUGACAAACCUAUCGUUGCCGCUUUAACAGAUGAGGGCAAAUUCCCAAUGGAUGACGAGUUCAGCGUAGAAAAUCUUAAAGCAUUUGUUGAAAACUUACUUGCUCGCAAGCUGGAGCCGUACAUGAAGUCGGAGCCAAUUCCCGACAACACUGGAGUCCUUAAGGUUGCAGUGGCGAAAAAUUUCAAGGAAUUAGUGAUGAACUCCAAGCAGGAUGCGCUCAUAGAAUUCUAUGCUCCAUGGUGUGGGCACUGCAAGGCGUUGGCCCCGAAGUACGAGGAACUUGCAGAGAAGCUGGCAGACGAAGAUGUCCUCAUCGUAAAGAUGGAUGCUACGGCCAACGAUGUACCACCUCUAUUCGAAGUCAGAGGAUUUCCUACAAUAUAUUGGUUACCGAAAGGGAAUAAGGAGUCUCCACUCCCCUACAAUGGUGGUCGCGAAGUGGAUGAUUUCAUUUCCUUCAUCGCUAAGCAUUCAACCGAUGGCCUCAAGGGAUAUUCACGUGAUGGAAAGAAGAAAAAGACAGAGUUGUAG